AUGCCAAAAUCGAAGUCUACAAAAGUCUCCGACCUAAAGGCGGAAAUUUCCAGGCUGCGCGCCGAGUUAUCAAAAGCUCGUCCUGGCAGAGAAGUUAUUGAACAGAUGUCGAGUGAGGUUGUCAGCUCUAACCCUUACAGUCGGCUGAUGGCGCUGCAGAAAAUGGGGAUUGUAGAUAACUACGCUCAGAUUCGAGAAAAGAGCGUUGCUGUUGUUGGUGUGGGAGGUGUUGGAUCAGUUGCAUCGGAAAUGCUUACUCGCUGUGGUAUUGGUCGCUUGAUCCUCUUCGAUUAUGAUAAAGUAGAAUUGGCGAACAUGAACCGGUUGUUCUUCCAGCCACAUCAAGCGGGACUGAGCAAAGUGGAGGCAGCGGCUGCCACACUGCGUUCCAUCAAUCCGGACGUUCGAAUUGAGGCAUAUAAUUACGACAUCACGCUGGUGGAGAACUAUGAUAACUUUAUGAAGGCUCUGACGGGAAAGGAGAAGGCGACUGGGCCAGUCUGGUUUGAGGCUGGCGUGAGCGAAGAUGCCCUAAACUGCCACUUUCAAUUGAUGUAUCCCGGACGAACACCGUGCUUUGAAUGCAUGCCUCCUCUGGUAGUCGCCUCGGGUCUGAACGACACUAAGGUACUCAAGCGGGACGGUGUAUGCGCUGCUUCACUGCCUACAACAAUGGCUAUCGUCGCUGGGCUCAUGGUGCAAAACGUGCUGAAGUUCCUCCUUUCUUUUGGCGAGGUAAGAUUACACUUAACCUCUUAA
Molecule: messenger RNA, 759 nt
Organism: Dibothriocephalus latus
Lineage: Eukaryota; Metazoa; Platyhelminthes; Cestoda; Diphyllobothriidea; Diphyllobothriidae
Source: the annotation of a GenBank genome assembly